Parathielavia appendiculata is the source of this 424-nucleotide messenger RNA. RefSeq lists its product as uncharacterized. NCBI's taxonomy places the organism in Eukaryota, Fungi, Ascomycota, Sordariomycetes, Sordariales, Chaetomiaceae. The record is from RefSeq and is a predicted model, not a curated record. Bases 45 to 239 code for a protein of 64 amino acids. The transcript has a single exon.
CUCAGAGAUCUUGUAAAAUAGAGUAAACGGAAAUCAGAUCAGAUAUGCCGCAGAUCUGGCCGGUAACAAAACAGUCGAUGAAACCGAGACUCUCCAUUGUCCACUCUCCAACCAAUGAAGCAGACGACGACAACACUGACAACAAGGCUACCGUCAACGACAAUAACGACAACAACAACAAGGAUCAUGGAUGCUCUCCAGGUUCAGAAAGAGAGUCUUGUGGUCACCCAACACACUAGCUUCCGGGGAUAACACCAUGGGCACUUGAUGUAUGCACUCUGCCGAAGACAAUGAUGGAACGCUGAAACGUAGAACACGGACCGGAGAUGGGUAGCGUGACGGAUGAUGGGCAAAAGGACCGAUGAGGGGUUGAGGAGGUCUGAUCACGGAUUCGAGAUGGCGCGCACAGAUGUGUUGUUUAGUG